CAAUACGGAAGCGGUGGGAUCCCAGGGGUCCGACAGCGGGUGGGUCGGAACCAUGGGGGAGCCCUGGGCGGCUCGGGGUGCAGAAGGAGCGCCCGCGCGGUUGCCACUGGUGCUCACCGCGCUGUGGGCUGCAGCCGUGGUAUUGGAGCUGGCUUACGUGAUGGUGCUGGGACCCGGGCCGCCCCCGCUGGGACCCCUGGCCCGGGCUUUGCAACUGGCGCUGGCUGCUUAUCAGCUUCUUAACCUGUUGGGCAACGUGGGACUCUUCCUGCGCUCCGAUCCCAGCAUUCGGGGCGUGAUGCUGGCUGGCCGCGGCCUGGGCCAGGGUUGGGCUUACUGUUACCAGUGCCAAAGCCAGGUGCCGCCGCGCAGUGGGCACUGCUCUGCCUGCCGCGUGUGCAUCCUGCGUCGUGACCACCACUGCCGCCUCCUGGGCCGCUGUGUGGGCUUCCACAACUACCGGCCCUUCCUGUGCCUGCUGCUUCACGCGGCUGGGGUCCUGCUCCACGUCUCGGCGCUGCUAAGCCCUGCUCUGUCAGCCCUGCUGCGGGCUCACUCGGCCCUCUACACGGUGGCUCUCCUCCUGUUGCCCUGGCUCAUGCUACUCACAGGCAAAGUGUCUCUGGCCCAGUUCGCCUUAGCUUUUGUGGUGGACACAUGUGUGGCAGGUGCACUUCUGUGUGGUGCUGGACUGCUUUUCCAUGGGAUGCUCCUGCUGCGGGGCCAGACCACCUGGGAGUGGGCUCGGGGUCAGCACUCCUAUGACCUGGGCACCUGUCACAACCUGCAGGCAGCCCUGGGUCCGCGCUGGGCCCUAGUCUGGUUCUGGCCUUUCCUGGCUUCCCCUUUGCCUGGAGAUGGGAUCACUUUCCAGACACCAGCUGAUAUGGGUCUUGUGGCUUCCUGAGUCCAGGUAGAGCCAGAACUGAAUAGGGAGGAAGGGAGCAGAGGAGAGUGCUGGGAACUUGCUUUCAACUUCAUGCCAGCCACAGGAGGAAGGCCAGGUUGGCCUUUCAUGCCUCUAGUGGGCAGCUCUAGCUCCCUCCUUGGACCUGCCCAGUGCGGGCUCUUCCACAUGGAGAGUUCAGACACUGCAACCCUGCCCCUUUUGGUGGUGGUGGUAGGGUUUGGCAAGGGGUCUACUUGGCUUGCCUGUCUGCCCCUCUACCAUGCCCACCUGCUUCUUGGCCUCCUCCAUCUUUGCUGGGUUCCUGUCCCUCACGUUGUUUUGCUUGUUGUUUUCUAGUUCCCAUGGUUGUCAGGCCUGGAGACCACUGAAGGCAUGAGAUCCUAACGGGCCUUGGAAGGGUGUGGUGGGAUCCAGGCAGGGAGAAGCCCAGUGUGCCCUAGAGGAUAGCACUCCGUGGACACAUCUCUGCAGCAGGGGUGUCAAGGAAGCUCUUGUAGCUCACCUGUAUGUGGGGCCAGGGUUAGGAUCUUGUUCUGUCAGAAACAUAAAGCCCUGCUAGACCAUGUGACAAGAUUGUGGGGUAGAAAUGUAGACCUUGUUCAAGGGAAUCCACCUGCUUCUGCUUUUACCUUUUUUUUUUUUUUUUUUUU
This is a messenger RNA of Peromyscus leucopus (white-footed mouse), 1560 nucleotides long. RefSeq names its product zinc finger DHHC-type containing 24 (gene Zdhhc24). The record is from RefSeq and is a predicted model, not a curated record. Gene Ontology annotation, cellular component: Golgi apparatus; endoplasmic reticulum. NCBI's taxonomy places the organism in Eukaryota, Metazoa, Chordata, Mammalia, Rodentia, Cricetidae. The transcript has 3 exons. Gene Ontology annotation, molecular function: protein-cysteine S-palmitoyltransferase activity. Gene Ontology annotation, biological process: protein targeting to membrane; peptidyl-L-cysteine S-palmitoylation. The coding region runs from base 53 to 907 and encodes 284 amino acids.